AUGGGUGCCUCAGCUGCCAUCAGUGAAUUGGAAUCAGUCCACAAGAUUGAAUAUCUGGCCAGCGAUCUCAACACACCCUCGGUAACCCUCUUUCCCUCCAGGGCACAAGUAUAUCGAGAGAUUAAAGGCCUUCAGCUCAAGCGAGGCACAAAUGAAGUCACCAUUGUUGGACUCAGCCAAACCGUCGACUCAGAUUCCAUCAAGGUCGAGAGCAUUGGCAGCGCUACCAUUACCAACCUGGAAGUUGAGGCUGUGACUAACCGCCAGCUCUUCCACGAGGUGUACCCGGAGUCCGACUCCGAGUCCGAAUCGGAUUCAGAUGAGGAAGAAUUCUCAGAAGAUGAGGCAAAGGCAGAAAGCCACGAACUGAAGUCGGCCAAGGACUCGCUUCAAGAGUCUCGAGAUGCGUUGGCCGCCGCCCGCGACAGCGCAGGCAACGCACAAAAACGGCUGAAUCUCUUGGAGGCUAUUGGCAUUAACAACAAUCAAAAGAACGGCGACUCUAUCCAGGCAACCCUCGAGCAGUACAAGGAUGAGCGCAAAAAGGCCUUUCAAGACCUGACGGACAGCAACAACCUCCAGAGGUCACUCAGCAAGGAUGUAGAAAAAGCCGAAAAGAAGUACAACAAGCUGCAGCGGGAGGAAGACAAAAAGAAUGCAAAGGAGAACAAGGCCAAGGCACAAGCGAAGAAGGAGAGGGAAAAGAAAAAAGCUCUCAAGGACCGGCUCAAGGGCGAGGCCAAGAGAGAGAGGCAGCGCCUGCGCGACGAGCAGCAGCAAUUCUGGCCACUCGAGGUAUACAGCGUGCGCAUCACCCUCGAAGUUGCGGCCUUUACGCCCAUGACUUCCCGUCGAGGCUCCACGUCCAGCGAUGUCGAUGCCGUCAAGGUCUCGGUGGCCGAAGCCGAAGACGACGAGGAUGCUGGUCCUAUCGAGGUCGACCUAGCUUUCUCGUACGUCACGUCGGCGGCUUACUGGACGCCGGCCUACGACCUACAGCUGUCGACGACAAACGCCUCGGCUACGCUCUACUUUGACGCCAUGCUCACCAACCAGACCAGCGAGUCCUGGAAGAGCUGCAAGGUCACCCUCUCGACGUCGCAGGCAACCUUCUCCGGCCUCUACGACACGAUCCCGACGCUCGUCCCCUGGCGCAUCAAGCUCGCCAAGUCGUCACAGUUCUUGGGAAAUCAACCCGACAUCACUCGCAGCAAUGAAGAGACGACACAUUCGAACAACCGCAACAACAAUCACAUGCAUGGUCCGAUGGUGCUCCAUCAACAAAACCGCAACCGGAAGAUGAUGGUGAAAAAGGUGGCCGUGCCAAGCAGCAUGGUACAGCCAGCAGCAGCGCCGCGAGCUUUCUUUGGCAGCGCUCCGGGUGGUGCUCCGUCUCUGCCUCCGCCUCCGCCGGCACCAAUGGUGGCAUCAGCGGCCUUUGGAGGGUCCGUAAACCCAUACGCGCAACAGCAGAUGCAGGCGCAGCAACAACAGAUGCAGCAGCGAAACGGGAUGGCGGCGCUGCAGUCAGAAGGCGUCCUCAACGACUUCGACUUUGACUCUUUCCUCAACACAGACGGCCAGGAACCCCUCGGCUUCGACAGCUUCGAAGCCUCCCUCGUGGAAGAGACGGGCCUGACGACGACCUACGACCUGCCCGGCCUCAAGACGCUCGUGCCCAAGUUCAACGGCUCCAAGCAGCGCGUGGCCCGCAUCCCCUUCUCCAACGUCGUCUUCAGCCACACCGUCGUCGCAAAGUACAAGCCCAUGGCGUACCUCAAGGCCAAGCUCAAGAACAGCAGCAAGAUGGCCCUGCUCAAGGGCAGCGCCAGCCUCACCCUCGACGGCACCUUCAUGGGCAAGACGUCGCUGCCGCGGUGCAGCUCCGGCGAGUCCUUCAGCCUCAGCCUGGGCGUCGACCCGGCCAUCAAGGUGACGUACCCGAAGCCCGACGUGCGCCGCGCCUCCGUCGGGCUCUUCACCAAGGAGGACAGCGCCGUCUACGUCCGCACCGUUGAGCUGCGCAACACGCGCGCCGUGGGAGGCAGAGCUGUCAACUUGCUCGUGCUGGACCAGGUGCCUGUUUCCGAGGACGAGCGGCUGCGCGUGGAACUCGCGUAUCCGCGGGGCCUGGCGAUCGACGGCGCAAACGGGGUUGCUGUGGGCGAGCCGGGCAAGAUGAGCAAGGACGAGAACUGGGGUAAAGCUUCGGCGAAGCUGAAGAAGGACGGCCAGGUGACGUGGGACGUGAGCCUGAACGCGGGCAAGACGGUCAAGCUUUCGCUCGAGUAUGCCGUGUCCAUGCCGAGUGGAGAAACAGCUUACCAAGUUUGA
Molecule: messenger RNA, 2334 nt
Organism: Trichoderma aggressivum f. europaeum
Lineage: Eukaryota; Fungi; Ascomycota; Sordariomycetes; Hypocreales; Hypocreaceae
Exons: 2
Coding region: 1-2334 (777 amino acids)
Source: RefSeq, a predicted model, not a curated record